AUGAUCGACUAUUUGAUCAGACAUUACGAUACAGAGCAAAUCUUAGUUCCUGAUAAUGAAGAUGAUAAAGAAUUGGUCAACUACUACUUGCAAUUUGCCGAGGGCAGUCUUCAACCAUUCUUGGUGUCGUUGUUAGUCAACAACAUGGCCAAGAAAAUGGCACCAUUCGGGGCCGGGUUUUUGGUCAACAAAGUUGUUCUGCAAAUCAAUGCUUUAUAUUACGGGCCAGAGUUAAUGAAAUCCCUUGACUUUUUGGAAAAUAACUUGAAAAAGAACAAAGGGAAGUUCUUUGUAGGAAACAAAUUGACCGGAGCCGAUAUAAUUUUGAGUUUCCCAAUAUACGAUAACGUUUUUGGUGAUCUCGAAAGAACAAAGGCUAUGACUGGUGGCAAAAUUGAUGUUGUCGCCAAGUAUCCAACCUUGAAGGCCUGGUCUGAUACUAUUAGUAAAGAACCUAAAUUGCUCAAGGCUAAUGAAAUUAUUGAUGCCAAGGCUGGUGUCUCAAAGUUGUAA
Molecule: messenger RNA, 513 nt
Organism: Debaryomyces fabryi
Lineage: Eukaryota; Fungi; Ascomycota; Pichiomycetes; Serinales; Debaryomycetaceae
Exons: 1
Coding region: 1-513 (170 amino acids)
Source: RefSeq, a predicted model, not a curated record